Drosophila navojoa is the source of this 454-nucleotide messenger RNA. Its product is annotated as ice-structuring protein 4-like. The record is from RefSeq and is a predicted model, not a curated record. NCBI's taxonomy places the organism in Eukaryota, Metazoa, Arthropoda, Insecta, Diptera, Drosophilidae.
ACAGCCUCUUCGUUCGCCGCCUGACCUGACUAAGUACUUUCCGAGUGACUUUUCGUCGUCCCGUUUAGUUGGAACAGUUUGAGCAGUUGAGCAAUUGAGCAAUUGAGCAAUUGAGCAGUUGAGUGCAUAUGGAUGCGUCGAUGUCUCACUGCUUUCGUUGGACCAACGCGGCGUGGCGACAACAGCCUCAAGCGGAAGUGCAAAGCAAGUCACGUACUUCAAAAACAGAACACAGCAGCAGCAGCGGCAGUGGCAGUGGCAGCAGCGGUAGCAGCAGCAGCUGCAGAAGCAGCGACAGCGGCAGCGGCAGCGGCAGCGGCAGAGGCUAAAGCUAAAUGAGCGCAAGAGAGCGACAGCGUUGCCAAUUUUGACAUUUGUAAGUGAUUGCAAAAAAAUAAAAUCAACAACAUCCAAAAAGCAACGGGAAUUUUGGCAUGUGUGAAAAGAUUUGCGA